Triticum turgidum subsp. durum (durum wheat) is the source of this 1185-nucleotide messenger RNA. The record is from the annotation of a GenBank genome assembly. NCBI's taxonomy places the organism in Eukaryota, Viridiplantae, Streptophyta, Magnoliopsida, Poales, Poaceae.
AUGGAUGAUGUGUGGUGCAGCCUCGACAUGGCCGCCGACAUCGCCGGCCUCCACAGCGCCCUCGCCGACCCAUUCUGGCCCGCCGACCUUGACCUCAUGGUUUCGACCCACGAGGUGGAGGGUAUGGCGGACAUGGACGCGAGCGGCUUCUUCGUAGGAGGAGGGGAUGACCGCUUCAUGCUGCCGUCGUCGACGACGUCGUCACUCUCGUCCAAGCGAUCACUCUCCCUCGACAGCGGCGGCUCCUCAGGCUCAGGCUCAGGGUCUUUCUCGCUCGACCUCGCGGACGCCUCGCGGUACCAGGCGCCGGCGCUGCCCGUGCCGCACAACCCCUUGGCGGGCGCCGUCGACCACGACGACGAGGCGAUCAUGCGGGCUAUGAUGGCGGUCAUGUCUUCGUCCUCUGCCUCCCCGUCCUCCUCGGCAUCCUCCCAUCCGCAGCCCUUCUGCCGGGACCGGGACAGCAACAUGCAACAACAGUCAGCAGCCAUGGCGCCGCAGCUGCGUAGAGGACGAAGUGGCCACGUGAUGGUGAAGAGCAGCCUCUCCAUGUCGCCGGAGAGAAGCAGCAGCGGCGGCCGGGGACAGCAGCAGGAGGAGCCGACGAGGGCCGCGAGCGGCAACACCGGCCAGCUCUACCACAUGAUGUCAGAGAGGAAGCGACGGGAGAAGCUCAACGACAGCUUCCACACGCUGAGGUCGCUCCUUCCCCCCUGCUCAAAGAAGGACAAGACAACGGUGCUAACCAAGGCGGCAGGGUACCUAAAGACGCUGGAGGCGCAGGUCUCUGAGCUGGAGGAGAAGAACAACAAGUUGGAGAAGCACAUUCCGACCUACGAUUGCGAGGAGGACGUGCCGCACCAGCAGAGGCGGCAGAGGGCCAAGGUCCAAAUAACCAAGGCGGCAUCAGACGGGGUGGUGAACCUGACGGUGAUGGUGAUGGUGGAGUGUGACGUGGUGGAGCUGGUGCUCCGCAUCCUGGAGUGCCUCCGGUGGAUGGAGCAGGUCAACGUCAUGUCCGUCGACGCCGACACCUACUCCCCGCAGGUGUUGCUCAAGGCCAUAGCCAGCAUCAAGCUCCGGAUCGUGGACGACGACUGGAACCAGGCCUUGUUCCACGAGGCCAUGACCAAGGCUGUUAACGACGCGACCGCGUCUCGUCCUUCGCUCGUGCUCACCGCGUAG